Molecule: messenger RNA, 384 nt
Organism: Coregonus clupeaformis (lake whitefish)
Lineage: Eukaryota; Metazoa; Chordata; Actinopteri; Salmoniformes; Salmonidae
Product: NADPH oxidase 4
Exons: 4
Coding region: 1-300 (99 amino acids)
Molecular function (GO): oxidoreductase activity
Source: RefSeq, a predicted model, not a curated record
AUGCCUUGGGGCUGUAAACAGGAAAACAUACCUGAUUAUCUGAAUCUGCAGCUCUUUGUCAGCCAGACAGAUGGAUUUCAGAACAUCUCUGAGGAGAGGUACCGCCCUCUGAGUUCCCGGCUGCUGAUUGGCCGACCGAGGUGGAGGUUGCUCUUUGAGGAGAUAGGGAAGACCAAUAAAGCAUGGGUGUGGGUGUUCUGCUGUGGGCCUAAAGGCAUCUCCAGGACUCUGCACAGACUGUGUAACUCAGACCACUACUCAGCAACCACUUUUGAGUUCAACAAAGAGUCCUUCAGCUGAGACCAGCUCCCGUUCACCAUGACCCCAGACUCACAGAGAGACAGCUGACUUGAACCUACCAGGAAGUAACUCACUGGUUCUCCU